Molecule: messenger RNA, 3944 nt
Organism: Athalia rosae (coleseed sawfly)
Lineage: Eukaryota; Metazoa; Arthropoda; Insecta; Hymenoptera; Athaliidae
Gene: Hsepi
Product: D-glucuronyl C5-epimerase B
Exons: 6
Coding region: 355-2121 (588 amino acids)
Biological process (GO): heparan sulfate proteoglycan biosynthetic process
Cellular component (GO): Golgi apparatus
Molecular function (GO): heparosan-N-sulfate-glucuronate 5-epimerase activity
Source: RefSeq, a predicted model, not a curated record
CUAUUCGAUCUAACUGUUCACUGCUAUUUGAGAGGGUUGGGCUCGCAGACGUAUAGCUGGGCCACGGAUCUGUUUUAUUUCAAUGAUGCAUUUAUAGCCUAUGGCUAUUCGGUGUUGUCAUCCUCGGUUGAAAAAUUGAGUCAGAGAAAGUUUACAUUUUUUUUUAAUGAUAAUCUCAAGGUAGUGUUGUCACUGCCAAGGCCUGCAGGAGAGGAAGCUGGAAGUCACAUUCUUUUCCUCAAAUCCAUUUCAUUCUGCAAAGAAACUUGUGUCUGUCAUUUAAUUUAAGAAGAUGGAAUAGUUAUAAUGCUGAAACCUAACGUGAUAAUUUAGAAGACUACAAUAAAAAAAUCCAUGUAUUGCAGGAUUACUCAAUUGGGAGAGAGCAAAGAUAAAUCAUAUGUCAUGUUGUAUAUGAUGAUGAGAGUCAACUUAAAGACAUUACUACUAGUCCUUGUUGCUGCUGUAUGUAGCUCUCUAUUCACAUUGUGGUAUUAUUGUGGACUUAAGACUUCAGAAUGGAAAACAACCCUGCAGUACAAAAGCAAUUUGGUUGAUCGGGCUAGUAAUGAACUCCCAGGCAACGAAGAGAUUGACUGUUACAUAAAUGGAGGAUAUUCAAUCGGUUGUCGGAAAGAGGGUGAUGAAGUUUAUCUGCCAUUUUCAUUCAUCCACAAGUAUUUUGAGGUUUAUGGAAAAUUAGCAACCUAUGAUGGGCUGCAGAGGUUUGAGUGGUCACAUAGUUAUUCUAAAGUUAUAAGCCCUAAGGGAAAAUAUGAUCCACGAGGGGUGUUCAUGUACUUUGAGAAUUACAACGUUGAAGUGAGAGAAAGAGUAAAAUGUGUGAGUGGUAGCGACGGAGUGCCAAUUUCUACUCAAUGGGAAAGCCAGGGCUACUAUUAUCCAACACAAAUUGCACAGUUUGGACUUUCUCACUAUAGUAAGAAUCUCACAGAACCAGAACCACAUAAAAAAACUAUUGAAGAUUCUGAUAAAACUAAACAAGUCUGGACUGUACCCCAGGGCUCUGUAGUAUUGAGACAGUAUGAUAAACGAGUGAAUAGUUACGUGAUGAAAUACGCUACACCGGAAACAAGUAGCUCCGGUAUAUCGUUGAAGUUUGAUCACAUACUUGACUUGGUCCUAAAGUUAGAUUUAUGUAUCAAGGAUAAUGGCAGCUUCACAGUUGUGUUGCAAUCUAGAGAAAAAAAGGAUACUUAUUAUCUACAUUAUACAACAAGAAAUUUAGUAAUGCAAACACAUGACAAUCAUAUUUAUUAUGGUAUUGGUUUAUCCAAUAAUCGUUGGAGGCAUCUUACCAGAGAUUUGGUGGUCGACUUACAAAAAGGACUCAACUUGAGUGACAAAACUAAGAAGAAGUUAUCACGUUCCAAGUUAAAGGCGAUAAAAAUGAUACUGUAUGGCUCGGGUAUGAUCGACAAUGUAACAUUGUCAACAAGUGAACAUAUGGAACAAUUUUAUGAUGCUGCACGAUGGCUGGUUGCAAAUCAAAACAUAACUUCCGGAGGCUGGCCAAAUCCCGUUAGACGAAAAGUUGCCACUGGAAUGGCUACGUUGGAACCAGGAUGGUAUUCUAGCAUGGGACAAGGACAUGCGAUUUCAGUAUUAUCCAGAGCUUAUUACCACUCAGGAGAUGAGCGAUAUUUGCAAGCAGCUAUUCGAGGAUUACGUCCCUUCAGAUUAUUGUCAUCAAAAGGUGGAGUAGCUGCUACGUUUCUUGGUAAAUACGUUUGGUACGAAGAAUAUCCGACUACGCCUUCUUCUUUUGUAUUGAACGGUUUUAUAUUUUCGUUACUUGGGUUAUAUGAUUUGAAAAGUAUAGCAUCAGGCAGAGAUGCUGAUGAAGCUGCGAGUUUGUUUGACCAGGGUAUAACUUCUCUAAAGAGCAUGCUAACCCUAUAUGAUAUGGGCUCAGGAACAACAUACGAUCUACGUCAUUUCACGCUUAAAAUAGCACCCAAUCUAGCUAGGUGGGAUUACCAUGCUACGCAUGUCAACCAGCUUCUCUUACUGAGUACGAUAGACAACGAUCCAAUUUUUACUACCACCGCAGAGCGGUGGAUAGGCUAUAUGAAUGGAAAAAAAGCUGCACAUAAUUAAUUUAACUGAUAUCAUACUUUUUCAUUUUAUUAGGAGUACUGCUUGUCUGUAAUGACCGGCCUACGCGUUGUUGGCGCAAGUACUGACCGCUCAAAAAAAAAAAUCGUUCUAAUGAGUUUCAAUAGGAAUUUUUGAUGCUUUGACGUACAUAUUUGAGUUAGCUUAUUUAUAUACCUAGAUAGUUAAAAUAUUGAAAUAGUCGAUACAGUGUCUCUGUAUCAAACUGAGUGAGAUGCUGAGGAUUCGUUAUAUCUAACAACUGCAAAUUUAUGAUUGCAAGGCUUAAUUUCUUGUAGAAAAGAUUUGGCUAAUUCGAGAAAUAUUCUGUUGUAAAAUACGUGCUUGCCUUUUAAGAUACUUGUACAUUAGGUUCAUAUCUUGAUCGUAUUAUUGUUCGCCUUAUAGUCUGUGUAUCUACCUGAUCGUAUUAUCGUCGUUAAAUCUCAUUACGUGAUCCGGGCAAACAGAGAUGUACUUGAAAAAAAUUCUAUUAAUUCUGUUGCGAUUUGCAGAUGCAAUUGUUGAAAUAAAAACUGUUGCUCUUACACAUCGUAGAUUGUAUUUAGAUCAAACUUGGCGGAAUUCUACUUUCUUUGAUUAAAAAACAAGUCCUCUGCCACAAGACAAUUCCGUUCUUAGUAUUCAAUGAUAAAUAGUAGAUACAUGAUUUUUGUUGGUGGAAAAGCGGCGGCUGUGACCUAAUAUUUAUUAUUUUCAUCAGCAUUCUAGUAUUGAUAUUACUCAUUUUGGGAUUAUGUAGGAUCUAUGUCUGAGCUUACUCUGAAACUUAUGAGCAUUUAAUCGAGGUAACUUUUCAUUUAACAUAAAUGCUUAUUCACAAAGUCACUCUUGAAAUUAAGUGAUUGGCUUCAAUAAAUGCCUGUUUUUUGGAUCGUGAUACCGGCCGAUCACAAAAAAACAGACAGUUUGACAGAAAUUGAUUCAAGUUACUUGCCAUUCAUUAGUUAUAAUUUGUUAUUAAUUUUCUUUAACAUUUUAUAUUUCUGUGGCGUGAAAAUAUAGGCAGAGAUAUCAAAAGAACUUUUGUACAAAAUAGGUAUGUCCGAACUAUGAGCUUUAUAAAUAUGAAAAAUUUGACGUAACGAUCUUCGCUAUUGUAUUUGUUAUGGAGUAAUUGAUCAGAUCUCUCUUUACAUGAAUAUAGGAUGAGUAUUUUAUACAUAAAAAAAAUUUCAAUCUUGCAAAAAUUCAUAUAUUUCAUCUGAAGUAUGCCUUAAAGAUUUUGAUAAUAUUUCUAUGAUUCAUUUCAAGGUUUGACUCUAAAGAAUUUUAUACUAUUUACAUACUCUUAUAUUUGUUUCACAUGUGGUUUUUUAACGGAUAAAAUACUCAAUACUCGUUUGAUAUUCGGACCAGUCUCUUUGAACGUUACCUGAUCUUUUUUGACUCACAGUAUUAUGCUUAUAAAUUAAUUUGAAUUUGCUACGUUCAACACUAGAAUAAAUGAUAAGAUAGAGAAAAAUUUACUGAAAAUCUAGAUUUGAUAUCGUCAUGAAUCAAUUGUCCCAUGGGACAUGGCGUGAAAUACUUAGGUGUCAUCUAAAGACUGUAAGGAUCUUACUUCUUAAAUCAGGUACUCGUACCUUUAAAAUUCAUUCAAGCCAUCAGUCUUCAGAUGCUUUAUGGCUCUUCUCUCGAGUUAAUAUUAUAGGUAACAGUAGACAUAACAUAUUUAUGGCAACCAUAUUUGUAUUCUGUAGACAAGCUUUCAGAUAUAAAGUAGUCGGAUUAUUCAAACCAUCCUAUGUAGGAAAAAAAAAACUGGAAGUGGUGUAUCGACACUUAGAAAUAGCUUACAAAAA